AAGUCAUAUUCACCUUUAGAGAGGAAACUUCAUUCAGAACACCCUUGCCUACCAUGCAGGAACUAUGUGUGUUGAAAUCACUUAAUUACACCAUAGAGAGGUUCGUCAUGAUUUACUAGUAUUUAAUGACAGUUUAAAAUGGAAGAUAUACAACAAUUUGAACACUGUAGGUUAUCUUCAAUAUAUUUCAAACGGAAAUUCGUUCUGACUUGGUGUCCCUGUUGGAGCUGGAAAUACUGCCGAGUGGGACCUAUAUUUUGUGUUUUGGGAUGUAUUCUCUUAAUAUAUUUCCUCAUCAUGGAUAUUUUAGUUUACAAUUCCUUACAGUCUAUUACGCUAAUGGAGCCACCAAACACUUCCGGUUACUCGCCUCUGCGCCCUCUAUCGGUGAAGCUGUUGAUGAUGGACCAUAUGUCCCAUUAUAUAGAUAAUCCUAUAGCCGAGUUUGUUGUUAGUGUUUUCGAACCCACCGGAGUCUAUCAUGUAAUUACACCAAACGUCAUCAGCAUAACUGGAUUAGUCCUCGGCUUCGUAUCCGGAAAACUGGUAUCAAUGGAUUCUCUCAACUAUAGACGAAUUGGCGUCAUCAUUUUCCAGUACCGGAUGUGGUUAGAUGUUCUAGAUGGCGUUGUGUUUCGUCACACUUCCGGUAAUCCUGUUUAUAAAUCUCAUAGGACAUCUUUAGGGUUUUUCAUUGACAUUGAUUGUGAUAUUCUUAGCGGAGUUGCCCUUGCGUUUGGCUGUCUGUUCUAUUUAUGGAAGAAUCCCCCAAAUGUUGCGUCACGUGAUCUGCUUCCGCAGACAAAACCUUUUCUGAGAGGACGCGAAUAUGAGGAGGAUUUUCAAGUGAAGUCAUUUGGGGCCAAGGCGACUAAAAACUACAUAUUUCUCAAAGCGUUGACGUUUGGGGUGAUCAUUUUAACAGCCAGUGCGACGUGGGAUAAUGUUGUUCAGGCGUUCGUGGACCUCUUGCAGACACCCUCAGCAACGUCUGUUCAGACGGAGAAACAAACCGAGGCAUUGCAUUCUAUAGUAACUUUCUUCAGUAUGUAUCUAUGGCGGUUUGGCAGUUCUCAAGCACUUCUAACCAUGAUACAAAUCGCUGUGUUUGCUGAUAAAAUAUGGGAAUUCCUGAUGUUCAUCCCAUAUGCUGGGUUUAUUGGGAUAGCGAUGCUGAAUUGUAUAAGCUAUAUUCAGAUAUACCAUUUACGAUAUGACUUAGAAAUAUCCCCGUCCUGAACUACUGGAAGAAGAGAACUUUGCGAACAAAUGUGCGAUUCGUCUUUCAGUUAAUAAUAAGAUUGACUUUUGCAUAAAUAUUGUUAUGCCAACUUGAAUCAAUCAGUCUUUUUGGCUCAGCUUGCAGCACACGGGGGGCUUACUGUGGGAGGAAACCGUUGAGCCACGGCGUUCGGACUAUUCCUGUCUGAUCGGGGAAUCGAACCCCGGUCGCAUAUGUGAAAAGCGAGUGCGUUUCGACUGUCCCACCUUACAACCCAUUCGUCUUUCAGUUUGUCGUUUAUAUAAUAUAUAUAAUAUGAAUAUGCUUGUAAAUAGGCAUUAUUGUGACAUGUAGAUACACUUCCCUUGUUUCACUACAACGUUUAUUAAACAAGAUUUGUUAUCUGAUAUCUACGUAUCUUAUAUCUAGGUACAUUGUAUUUUCAUUUAUUAUCGUUAUGGGUUUAAAGAAAUACUCAAUACUCACAUAAUAGCGAAACCGUAAUUCUAACUCAAAAUCGAUAAAACAUGGCAAAAUAUGAACAAAAAAUAUAGAUUUGCAUUGAAACCCUUGAAAAAGUGCGAGUAAAAUAACUUUUGAAUCUU
Molecule: messenger RNA, 1827 nt
Organism: Pecten maximus
Lineage: Eukaryota; Metazoa; Mollusca; Bivalvia; Pectinida; Pectinidae
Product: ceramide phosphoethanolamine synthase-like
Exons: 4
Coding region: 139-1239 (366 amino acids)
Source: RefSeq, a predicted model, not a curated record